Molecule: messenger RNA, 1787 nt
Organism: Drosophila grimshawi
Lineage: Eukaryota; Metazoa; Arthropoda; Insecta; Diptera; Drosophilidae
Gene: abo
Product: DET1 homolog
Exons: 3
Coding region: 22-1662 (546 amino acids)
Biological process (GO): protein ubiquitination; positive regulation of proteasomal ubiquitin-dependent protein catabolic process
Cellular component (GO): cullin-RING ubiquitin ligase complex; nucleus
Molecular function (GO): ubiquitin-like ligase-substrate adaptor activity; ubiquitin protein ligase binding
Source: RefSeq, a predicted model, not a curated record
UUGUUUGCAAUUUAUUUGAGCAUGAUUUUGGAAAAACGAGCUUUUGACCAGCGCAUGCAAUCCCAAAAUCUCGUGCACAUGCUGCAAAACAGAGAGUCGGGCUACACACGCAGCAAGCACAGUCAGAUGCCCAGUUUGUCCUACGAGCAACAGUUCUACAAAGCAAUCACACCCUGCCUGACAAUUAGAAUUGCCAUUCCACCUGUUUAUUUGCGCAAAUUUACGCCGGAUGGCAGUAAAUUGCUGGCCUUCUCUCACGAUCAGCGCUCGUUAAUUGUUUACGACUACAAGGGAAUCGGUGCAGCCGGUGUAGGUCAGUUGUUUGAAAAAGUGGGUGUUGGCUGCUCCGAGACAUACAUUGAUAAUGAUAACAUCCUGAGAUCAUCGCUAUUCGAUCAGCUUUUGAAGACUAAGUAUGCGCUGCGUCUGCUGCAAAACGACUCGGCGCGCUUUUAUUUACAUCGGGAGUUCAGCGUUUUCCUGGAAGAUGCUCGCUAUGUGCUGCUUGCGGGCAUGUGCAUUCUGCAGUCCUGCAAUGUGUCUGUCUCGGAUUACGAGAACUACGCGGAUAUCUUUGACAAGGUGGAGCCCUUCUCGUACAUCUUCUUCGUUGUGGACUUGCAACAGGGCAUUGUUACGGACGAAGUGCAUUUGGCACAGGAUGUCAUCAGUUUGUCGCAUAAUCAGGGCAUAUCUGUGCAUGGCAGCACAAUAGCAAUCCUCUCACUACUGCGUCAAGCCAUCUACAUCUAUGAGCUCGUCAAUGGUCGGCUAAUUAAACAGGAGCACGAAAUUGGUCCAACGCCAGCGAAUUGUGCCUUCGAGGAUCUCUCGCCCGUGGAAGCGGUCACUUUCGAUGUGAACACCCUGCUGCCCAUCACCCAUAUUAAGCAACGCGUGCUCAGCUUUCUAUAUCGUCAGAUACAGCCAGGCAGCCCUGAGGCAAUCGAAAGUCUAAAGGAAUUCUACAAGAAUUUUGAAUAUAUAGAAAACAUGAUCAUUGAAAAGAUGCAAUUGGUGGAUAACGAUUUGUUAUUAUUGCGAUACGAGGAGCGGCCCAAGGAUACACCCAAUCUGAUCACGGGCGAACAGUUCGAACCGCGGCGACGUCUCUACGUCUUCUAUGACAUAAGCAAGGAGCAAGUGCUUGGGGUCUACCACGAUGACUCUGUCGAUCUAUUACGGAUCGUCGUACAAUUCUACGACAAGCUGUGCAAUGUUCGAUCGCUGCAAACGGGCGAUGCGCCCUCGUCGUCGCAUCAUUUCAUGCAACGCUACUGCACAAAUCCCAACAAGACGGCGUUGAUUAUGCGACAGGCGGCACUGCGCUAUAAUUCCACCGUGCCCAUCAGCACGCAGAGCUUCUCAACGUCUCCGUUUCUGAACUAUAAUCUGUUCAAGUAUGAUGAUCGCCUCGUCUCGCCGCUGGAACGGCCAAAGGCCUGCUCCACAGAGGCCAUUGUAUUCCGCGAUCCUGAAACGAAUUUGAUUAAGUUUCGGUUUGAUGUGAAGGCGCGACGUUCGACGCUCACUCCCCGCGAGCUGUGUGCCUUCAUCUAUCAUCCAUUCGAGCCGCUGGUGUUCAGCUUGCAGAAAUGCAUGCAUGUCUACGCCUGUAAUGUACACAUUUACUAUCAGGGAACCAUUGUUGAGCAAUCGUAGCACUAAAUGUACUUCUAUACUAUGUAAAAAGUCGUAUUACGUAGAUUUAAUAUUCGUAUAUUGCUUGUGCAUGUGUUGUUGUUAAUUAACAUUUACUUUUAUUAUUAAAUAUUAAAAAAAAGAAA